Molecule: messenger RNA, 639 nt
Organism: Microthlaspi erraticum
Lineage: Eukaryota; Viridiplantae; Streptophyta; Magnoliopsida; Brassicales; Brassicaceae
Source: the annotation of a GenBank genome assembly
AUGGCGAUGGAGGAGGAGUACGGCCAAAUAACAGAGCAAGGCGUCGAAAAGAGCGCUACAACAGAGAACACGUCGCCUCUUGAGAAGCUUCCACUCAGCAAAUUCGCAGCUUACCGAACAAUGUCUCAGCUUCUCAUCAGACUCUCCAAGAUCUGUCACCGGAACAAUGCCGGCCUACUCCGUUCGUUCUCUUCGUCGUCUCCGUACCUGACUCUUGGCCCUAAUAUUAAGGAAGACCUAGGAGACGGCAGAGGCAUCGGAGAAGUCCUCUUCUUUGAUCCGGCCAAGGAAGAGUUAGUGACUGUCUCUGACAAAGUUAUCCCCGACGAGCUACAUCCAUAUUCACUACUCGGAAGUGCUCAGGGAUGGGGUUUUUUCUCCUCUGACCGUUCCUUGUGGAUGAGCGACCUUUACCAUCCAUCGGCUUCCAAAUCUAACCCUAAGAUGAUUCCUCUGCCUCCGCUCACUACUCUGCCCUUCAGCCAAACCGAACUAGCCAAGAACGUGGCAGUGUCCUGUGAGGAAGAAGAAGAAGAAGGCUUUGUAGCUGCGAUCAAGUUCUUGGGGACUCGAAUCUGUCUCCUUGUACAACUCGAAUCUGUCUUGCUCACCGAGAGACCAUUGCUUCUACUUGCCUAG